UCGUCUUGAGUUCAUUCAACAAUUUGGUCGUCCACCCACCUUUAUGGAAAUGAAUGACCUGAUGCACAAGUAUGCAGAUUCCGGUGAAUGGACGGGGGCAAGGGCGCAAGAAGUUUCGAGGUUGACGCAAAUUUGGGCUGAAGAAUAUAAUGCCAGCCAACUACGACUACCACCUCAUAGGCGAGAUAAUGAGGAGGUUCGUCGAAACAAGAUGUCGUUGGAUUUUGUUAAGAAUGCUGGUGGUGCGAAUCGAGGUCGCAAAUUCGCUGCUGGGUGUACAUCUUCUUUAUAUGAAAGUGACCCAACUGGUUUGAGAGAUGUCACUUACACAUCUUCAUCUAGAUCUAGUAUGAGUACAGGACGCUCUCGGUCAGCUCAAAGAGAGUAAACCGAUGAUGAGUAUCU
Messenger RNA from Trifolium pratense (red clover), 405 nucleotides. RefSeq lists its product as uncharacterized. The coding region runs from base 44 to 388 and encodes 114 amino acids. The record is from RefSeq and is a predicted model, not a curated record. Lineage: Eukaryota; Viridiplantae; Streptophyta; Magnoliopsida; Fabales; Fabaceae. The transcript is spliced from 2 exons.